This is a messenger RNA of Andrographis paniculata, 3429 nucleotides long. RefSeq names its product photosystem II CP47 reaction center protein. Gene Ontology annotation, molecular function: chlorophyll binding. Gene Ontology annotation, cellular component: photosystem II; membrane. Gene Ontology annotation, biological process: photosynthesis; photosynthesis, light reaction; photosynthetic electron transport in photosystem II. The coding region runs from base 1751 to 3277 and encodes 508 amino acids. The transcript has a single exon. NCBI's taxonomy places the organism in Eukaryota, Viridiplantae, Streptophyta, Magnoliopsida, Lamiales, Acanthaceae. The record is from RefSeq and is a predicted model, not a curated record.
GCCCUUCGGUGUGAAAACAAAAAGGUUUGUAACGCUGAAUUGGCUUCCCAAUAAAUAAGAGAAAAUGGGAAAUACCUUUUAUUUCAUACUAAUCUCUCGAUACAUAAUUGAAUCUUUUGAAAAAAAAAACAAUACAAAAAUUUUCCAUAUCGAAUUCGAAGUGCCAUGCUAUUAUUACUUAAUAUUCAUAUGGCGAAGGCAUAGUUUUCUUUUUUCUCUCAAAUCAAAAACCUCAUUGGCGCCAAGCGUGAGGGAAUGCGAAACGUUUGGUAAUUGCUCCCCCAACCAGGAGCAAAGAUCCCAUUGACGCGGCUAGUCCCAUGCAUAUUGUAUGGACCUCUGGGCGCACAAACUGCAUAGUAUCAUAAAUAGCUAAUCCAUCUAUUACCCACCCGCCAGGGGAGUUUAUAAACAAAUAGAAAUCUUUGGCAGCAUUCUCAAGACUGAAAUAUACCAUAAGACCAAUAAGUUGAUUCGAGAUCUCGCUAUCAACUUCUUGGCCUAAAAAAAGGAAUCUUUCUUGAUAAAGUCGGUUGAGUGGGGUAAAAUUGCAUCCCCUAGGAACCGUACAUGCACCUUUUGAUGCAUACGGUUCAAAAAAAAAGAAUCAAUGUAUAAAUUCUAGUCCUCUUUCCUUUUUCCUAUUCUUUUUAAUAGCAGGUUUUUUCGAACUUCUACCGAAAGGGCUUUUUUUCAAUAACGACGAGUUUUGACUUAGUUUCUUUCUUAGAAUAGAAAAAAGUUAAUAAACUUAUUGAAUUAACUUCUCAUUGAUGUAUUGUUUCAUCGAGAUUCAAUCCAAAUCACGAUGGUGUUUUCAUGUUCCUGAAUGGGCCUAUUUCAUUUUUUUAGGUUUAUGCUCUACUCCGGGUAAAGAUCCGGCCGAUUUCGAUUUGCACAUAUAGGACAAAUCUUCUCAUCACCAUUUCUUUUUGUUAUGACUUUAGAAAUAACAAACAGGAAUCAUUUAUGAUACACUAAUUAUAGAUAUGCUCCUAAUUGGGUUUUUUCUAAACGGAGCCUGGAUACUUCAUUUUUUAGUCCAACAAGAGCCAACCAUAAAUCAUUCUAAUUGAUAAUAAAACUAUGAAUUCCUCCAAACAAUGCAUCGAAUUGCACUUCACACUCCAAUUUUUGGAUGAUUCAAUUUCUCUUUUUUGGCGAAAUAGAGGCGGGGACGAGAACGGGGAAAUACCAUAUGACCCAAUCUAUUUGACAAGUCCCACUAUACGUCAACCCAAGAUGCAUCGUCAUCUCCAGGAAUUCGGAAGGGUACUUUUGGAACACCAAUAGGCAUGAAUUGAAAGAAAAAAGAACUAAAUUUCACUUUGAUGCGGAAACGUAAUAAUAUGGUUUUAUUGUCUCUAUUUUCGAAUAUUGGCUUUAUCAUAUUUUUUUAUCCAAAGAUUCAAAAAUUCAGAAAGAAAGACAAAAUCAAUAAAGGAAAAUUUUUACAAAUAGGUUUUCCUAAUGAGAAAUUAAGGAUAGACAUAUUUACUCAUAGAAACUGGCAUCAAUCUCCCAUUGCGUAUUGGUACUUAUCGAGUAUAGAAUAAAUCUGCUUAUCGUUGUUUCUACGAACAGAAUUCUUCCAUUAUUAGGAACAGAAGUUAAUAAAUAUUAACUUAACCCUUGUUAGUAAAUAAUCCACUGAAGAAGUGCAGUCUAUAGGAUAAUCAUAGUAUUACAGUCUUUGCAAUGCAAUAAAGUUACGUAGUGUCUAUUUUUCUUUGAUAAGGGGGUAUUUUCCAUGGGUUUGCCUUGGUAUCGUGUUCAUACCGUUGUAUUGAAUGAUCCCGGCCGGUUGCUUUCCGUUCAUAUAAUGCAUACAGCUCUGGUUGCUGGUUGGGCGGGUUCGAUGGCUCUGUAUGAAUUAGCCGUUUUUGAUCCUUCUGACCCUGUUCUUGAUCCAAUGUGGAGACAGGGUAUGUUCGUUAUACCCUUCAUGACUCGUUUAGGAAUAACCAAUUCGUGGGGAGGUUGGAGUAUCACAGGAGGGACUGUAACAAAUCCGGGGAUUUGGAGUUACGAGGGUGUAGCUGGGGCACAUAUUGUGUUUUCUGGCUUAUGCUUUUUGGCAGCUAUCUGGCAUUGGGUCUAUUGGGAUCUAGAAAUUUUUUGCGAUGAACGUACAGGAAAACCUUCUUUGGAUUUACCUAAGAUCUUUGGAAUUCAUUUAUUUCUCUCCGGGGUGGCUUGUUUUGGUUUUGGUGCAUUUCAUGUAACAGGCCUGUACGGUCCUGGAAUCUGGGUGUCCGAUCCUUAUGGAUUAACGGGAAAAGUACAACCUGUAAAUCCGUUGUGGGGCGUGGAAGGUUUUGAUCCUUUUGUUCCGGGAGGAAUAGCUUCUCAUCAUAUUGCAGCAGGUACAUUGGGCAUAUUAGCGGGUCUAUUCCAUCUUAGCGUUCGACCGCCACAACGUCUAUACAAAGGAUUGCGCAUGGGAAAUAUCGAAACCGUACUCUCCAGUAGUAUCGCGGCUGUCUUUUUUGCAGCUUUUGUUGUUGCUGGAACUAUGUGGUAUGGUUCAGCAACUACCCCCAUUGAAUUAUUUGGUCCUACUCGUUAUCAAUGGGAUCAGGGUUACUUCCAGCAAGAGAUCUAUCGAAGAGUUAGCGUCGGGCUAGCAGAAAAUCAAAGUUUAUCAGAAGCCUGGUCGAAAAUUCCUGAAAAAUUAGCUUUUUACGAUUAUAUUGGCAAUAAUCCGGCAAAAGGAGGAUUAUUCAGGGCGGGUUCGAUGGAUAACGGGGAUGGAAUAGCGGUUGGAUGGUUAGGGCACCCUAUUUUUAGGGAUAAAGAAGGGCGUGAGCUUUUUGUACGUCGUAUGCCUACUUUUUUCGAAACAUUUCCAGUCGUUUUAGUAGAUGGCGACGGAAUUGUUAGAGCCGAUGUCCCCUUUCGAAGAGCAGAAUCGAAGUAUAGUGUUGAACAGGUGGGUGUAACCGUUGAGUUCUAUGGUGGCGAACUCAAUGGAGUCACUUAUAGUGAUCCUGCUACCGUCAAGAAAUAUGCUAGACGUGCUCAAUUGGGUGAAAUUUUUGAAUUAGAUCGGGCGACUUUGAAAUCCGAUGGUGUUUUUCGUAGCAGUCCAAGGGGUUGGUUUACUUUUGGACAUGCUUCGUUUGCUUUGCUUUUUUUCUUCGGACACAUUUGGCAUGGUGCUAGAACUUUGUUCAGAGAUGUUUUUGCUGGUAUUGACCCAGAUUUGGAUGCUCAAGUAGAGUUUGGAGCAUUUCAAAAAAUUGGGGAUCCAACUACAAGAAGACAGGCAGUUUGAUACAAGACCGCUUUGGUAUCUUUCGCCUCUAUUUUUUUGGUUUUGCAAGGAAUUUUCGAUAGAGUAUCGGAGUGAAUUUGAAUCGCUGCUUUUGAACUCUUGCUCUUUCGAGAUGAUUACCAAAAAGAAUAAAAAAAAAAAGAAAAAACAAA